CAAGGGUCGAUUCUCUUGCCCCUGCUGUUCAACAUCUACAUGAAGCUGUUGGGUGAGAUCAUCAGUGGCUUCGGGGUGAGAUACCAACAGUACGCUGAUGACACCCAGCUGUACUUUUCCACCCCAGGCCACCCCAAUGAAGUUGUUGAAGUGCUGUCCCGGUGUUUGGAAGCCGUACGGGUCUGGAUGGGGAGAAACAGGCUCAAGCUUAAUCCCUCCAAGACGGAGUGGCUGUGGAUGCCGGCAUCCCGAUUCAGUCAACUGCAGCCGCGGUUGACUGUUGGAGGCGAGUUAUUGGCCCCAAAGGAUAGGGUGCGCAACUUGGGUGUCCUCCUGGAUGAUCGGCUGUCGUUUGAAGAUCAUUUGAUGGCCGUCUCCAGGAGGGCCUUCCACCAGGUCCGCCUGGUUCGGCAGUUGCGCCCCUUCCUUGAUCGGGAUGCCUUGUGCACAGUCACUCAUGCGCUCGUUACCUCUCGCUUGGAUUAUUGUAAUGCUCUCUACAUGGGGCUCCCCCUGAAGUGCACUCGGAGGCUUCAGUUAGUCCAGAAUGCAGCUGUGCGGGUGAUAGAGGGAGCUACGCGUAGCUCCCAUGUAACACCGAUCCUGCGCAGACUGCACUGGCUACCUGUGGCCUUUCGAGUGCACUUUAAGGUGUUGGUUACGACCUUUAAAGCGCUCCAUGGCUUAGGGCCUGGGUACUUACGGGACCGCCUGCUGUUACCACAUGCCUCCCACCGACCCGUACGCUCUCACAGAGAGGGACUUCUCAGGGUGCCGUCCGCCAAACAAUGUCGGCUGGCGGCCCCCAGGGGAAGGGCCUUCUCUGUGGGGGCUCCCACACUCUGGAACGAGCUUCCCCCAGGUUUACGCCAAAUACCUGACCUUCGGACUUUCCGCCGCGAACUGAAGACACACCUUUUUAUCCGCGCGGGGCUGGCUUAAAUUGAAUUUUAAAUGUUAAAUUUUAUUAAUUUUAAAAGGGUUUUUUAGUGUAUGGUAAAUUUUUAAAUUUUCAGGCUAUUUAAAUAAGUUUUUUAAAUUCCAUUUUAAUUGUAUUUUGUAUUGUUCAUUUUAUUCUGCCUGUACACUGCCCUGAGUCCUUCGGGAGAAGGGCGGUAUAAAAAUCAAAUAAAUAAAUAAAUAAAUAAAAAAAAAAAUAGAAAAUAAAGCAGAAAUAAUUCAUACUAUUUACAUAUUUUACUUCCACACUAGAAUUAGAAAUAAUAAAUUCAUAAAGCAAGAUAUAAUAGUGUAAAUUUACAUGUUAAAAUUCAUUUAUGUAUCAGUGUUCUGUUAAAAUAAAUCUUGUUUUUCCACAUCCAAUUGCUGCAUAGCAAUCACAUGUCUAUAGCUGUCUACAUAUUUUGUUUCAAAAUGGUUAUAUAGAAAUUUGAAGUAGUUUCUCCGAGUGUCUAAUAUCUUUGUGAUCUAUUAAACUAUACCAUGAAUGUUGGUUGUAUAUAAGUCACAGCUGACUUGAGAGAAAAGCCUGGUGAAAACUUUAUAUAAUAAUGUUCUAUUCAGUCCACAGCUCUUCAGAAAGUUUUCCAUAUCAUUAAAGCAAUAUUUAGUUCAAGCCAUGGCUUCAAGCUAUCUUAUCUAGUUCAGGGUUGGCCUUGUUCAGGUUCUAUCAUCCAUUAAACCUAAUUCCUUUCACACAGCAUAUUUAAAGCUUUAAGUGGGGUAUGGCUUCAUUUGACCUAUAUCUGAAUAGGUCUAUCAUUAGUUCUAUAUUUGUUCUUUACUGCAGCAAAAAAAGAGAGACUUAUAGUUGUUAGGGUUUCUAAACUAUUUUUUUGUAACUUAGUUAAUGAAAAAUUAAAUACUUUUGCUUGAAAUGGUUAUGCAUAGUGGUUUUUUGAGCAAUCAUGAAGUGGGCAAAAUAAUAUUUUCAAGAACAAAAUGGUAAGAGAUUGUAUUAUGCUUGUAACCAUUCUCUGCUCCUUAGCCUUCCUAGAGCUUAAAAAAAUUCAGCAGGAUAAUUGAUAAAAAGUAGUACUAUCCUCUUAUUAUGAUAGUUCUGUCUUUCAGAUUUAUUAUUAAGUGUUGAUGGGGUACUACACAGUGUUCACACAAAAAGAUAGAGUGAAUGUAGACUUAAAGGAUAUAUGUUAAAAGGCCAGAUUUUUGAGAUAACUUGUUUUCCCCAAAGUAAGACAUCCCCUGAUAAUAAGCCCAAUUGGGCUUUUGAGCGCGUGGCAGUAAGGUCAAACGCUUAUUCCAGGGUUCAGAAAAAUAUAAGACAGGAUCUUAUUUUGGGGGAAAUACGGUAUACAAAUAUAAGACCAAGAUAGAUCACUUAAGAAUUUUUUCCCACCUUUAACAUAUAAGCUGUAAAAUUCAAUUGAAAAACAAACUGAAACUUUUAAGGGGAAAAAUAACUAUAAAAAACAUACGAUAGCAUGGUUACAUAAGUGUGCACACCCUUAAACUAAUACUUUGUUGAAUCACCUUUUGAUUUUCUGACAGCAUUCAGUCUUUUAGUAGGAGUCUUAUCAGCAUGGUUCACUUUGCCUUGGGAAUAUUUGCCUGCAGUCCCUUGCAAAAGUACUCAAUCUGUCAAAUUGCAAGAGGAUCUCCUGUGAUCAGCCCUUUUCAGUCAUCCCACAGAUUUUCAAUUGGAUUCAUGUCUGGGCCCUUCCUGGGCCAUUCCAAAACUUCAAAUCUAUUUAUUUUAUUUUUUUAUUUUAUUUGUCAUAACAAUAUAUAGAAGCGUCACACAAAAGGUUAUAUAGUAUAUAAACAUAUAUAUGAGGAAAUAUAAGGAGGUAUAAGAAAAACAGUAGGACAUAUAUAUAUAUGAAGAAAAAAGAAAAACAGUAGGACAGGACCGGUAGGCACGUUUGUGCUCUUAUGCACGCCCCUUAUGGUCCUCUUAGGAAUGGGGUGAGGUCAAUAGUAGAAAGUUUUUGGUUAAAGUUUUUGGGAUUAUGGGAAGAGACCACAGAGUCAGGUAAAGUGUUCCAAGCACUGAUGAUUCUGUUACAGAAGUCAUAUUUUCUGCAAUCUAGAUUAAAGCGGUUAACAUUAAGUUUAAAUUUAUUGGUUACUCUUCUAUUAUUGCAAUUACAGCUGUAGUAGUCUUUAACAGGAAGGACAUUACAGUAGAUGAUUCUAUGAGUUAAACUUAGGUCUUGUCGAAGGUGACGGAGUUCUAAGUUUUCUAAGCCUAGGAUUUCAAGUCUGGUGGGAUAAGGUAUUUUGUUUUUUUCAGAGGAGUGAAGAACUCUUCUUAUAAAAUAUUUCUGGACACAUUCAGUUGUAUUGAUGUCAGAAAUGUGGUGAGGGUUCCAAACAGGCGAGCUGUAUUCUAGAAUUGGUCUAGCAAAUGUUUUAUAUGCUCUGGUUAGUAGUGUGGUAUUUUUUGGAAAAGAAGCUACACAAGAUUAGGUUUACAACUCUUAGAGCCUUUUUUGCUAUGUAGUUGCAGUGGGCUUUGGCACUUAGGUCAUUUGAUAUGAAAACUCCAAGGUCUUUAACAGGGUGGGGGUCAUCUGUAAGGUAAUGUCCAUCAAGCAUGUACUUAGUGUUUGGGUUCUUUUUUCCAAUAUGUAAGACUGAGCAUUUGCUGGUUGAGAUUUGGAGUUGCCAAGUUUUAGACCAAGCGGUUAGAUUAUCAAGGUCUUUUUGAAUGGUAGAUGUAUUGUCGGUGGUGUUAAAUAGUUUGACACCUAUUUAUUUCCUUCUUGCUACCCUACCCCAUAUGAAUAAGUUUUUUAAUGUUUGUUUUUAGCAUUGUAUGAGUUGUUUUUGUAUUUUACUGUUGGCUGUAAACCGCCCUGAGUCCUUCGGGAGAAGGGCGGUAUACAAAUUAAAAUAUUAUUAUUAUUAUUAUUAUUAUGAAGAAUAUGGGAGAUUGUUGUCAUAUGUACAACAAUCAAAAGUUGCUCCUUUAAUAUUGCUGUAGGCCUCUUGACAACCUUCUAAACCAGUGUUCUUAUUUUUUUCAUCGAUUUUGGAGGGACAUCUAGUUCUUGGUAAUGUCACUGUUGUGCCAUAUUUUUUUUACUUGUUGAUGACUGUCUUCAGUGUCUUCUAUGCUAUAUCCAAUGCCUGGAAAAUUGUUUUGUAUCCUUCCUGAUUAAUACGUUUCAACCAUGAGAUUUCUAAGCUCUUUGCAGAUCAUGGUUUUUGCUGUAAACGGCAACUCAGUAAAUGUCAGACAAAUCCUAGUAGAGCACCUGAACUUGAAAUAGAUUUGAUCACAGUCACUUGGCAAAUGUGUACUGACCUCUAUUUUAACGUCAAUUUAAAUAUGGUUGGUGUCAGGUGCAAGAAAUCAGGAGCCAAAAGGAUUGAAAUUAAUAUAGAUUUAAUGCAUACUAACAAUUUCUACAAGAAUCUGGACCACUAAUAGUCAAAGCAAACUGACUUAUAAGUCAACAGAAUUCAAGGUGGUUGGACUUAGAUCUUUUGUGGGUAAUGAAGGAAAUAUUGUGCUUGGCAUGUACCUUGGGCUUAGCUUGGUCAUCUCCCCUUCAGUUGAUUAACUCUGAAAAUAGCCACUUUCCUAUUUGUAAGAGGGUGUACAUAUUUAAGCAAGCACAUUAUUAUAAGUUUUUUAGUGUUAUUUCCCCUCAA
This is a messenger RNA of Ahaetulla prasina, 4581 nucleotides long. RefSeq lists its product as uncharacterized. The record is from RefSeq and is a predicted model, not a curated record. Lineage: Eukaryota; Metazoa; Chordata; Lepidosauria; Squamata; Colubridae. The transcript has 2 exons. Bases 40 to 942 code for a protein of 300 amino acids.